Molecule: messenger RNA, 339 nt
Organism: Schistosoma spindalis
Lineage: Eukaryota; Metazoa; Platyhelminthes; Trematoda; Strigeidida; Schistosomatidae
Source: the annotation of a GenBank genome assembly
AUGAAAUCAAACCCAAAAUGUGUAGCUCUAAUGAAAAUACCUGGAGAAAUCGUAUCUUCUCAUAUAAUUUUCGUAAAUAAGAUGUUGCAUUUUCAAACUGUAUUUUGGGUACAACUUUUAAUUAUCAGCCUAUUCUACACUCACAAAGUAAUCACAUCAAUGCCGAUAGCUGAAGAACUGAGUAUUGAGUGUACAAUUCAAUGUGGAGUCGAAGCUGAUAAAUGUCAAAAAGCACAUGCAACAACACAACCACUAAUUGAAGCAUGUGUACAAAAAAUGUUUGAAUGUGUCAAACACUGUACUGGACCACCACCUGUUGAAGAUUAUUAUUAUUACUAA